Messenger RNA from Thlaspi arvense, 1351 nucleotides. NCBI's taxonomy places the organism in Eukaryota, Viridiplantae, Streptophyta, Magnoliopsida, Brassicales, Brassicaceae. The record is from the annotation of a GenBank genome assembly.
CACUCACACACACACCUUUUUCUCCUGAGACAGAGAGAUGCCGAUUAGCCGGAGAGUUCUGAAUCAGAUCGCCGCCGCUCCGGUUAUCGUAGCUGUCGUUUGCUUCGUCUUCUGGUCAUCGAUCAUCGCGCCGGACCACCUAAAGGGCACGAAAGACGUCCUCGAAGUGGCUAAGACCAUUCCUGUCCCCAGCGAUGGACCAGAGAGCUUAGAGUUUGACUCACAAGGUGAAGGCCCUUACGUCGGCGUCACCGACGGUCGCAUCCUGAAAUGGCGUGGCGAAGAACUCGGAUGGGUCGAUUUCGCCUACACUUCUCCUCACAGAGAUAACUGCUCGAGGCAUGAGGUUGUUCCAAGUUGCGGGAGACCAUUGGGACUUAGCUUCCACAAGAAAACAGGAGAUUUGUACAUCUGUGAUGGUUACUUUGGGGUCAUGAAGGUCGGACCAGAGGGAGGCUUGGCCGAGUUAGUGGUCGAUCAAGCUGAAGGUCGCCAAGUUAUGUUCGCUAACCAAAUGGAUAUCGACGAAGAAGAAGACGUCUUCUAUUUCAAUGAUAGCAGCGACAAAUACCACUUCGCGCAAGUAUUCUACGUGUUUAUCUCCGGGGAUAAGAAGGGAAGAGUAAUUAGGUACGACAUGAAGAAGAAAGAGGCCAGUGUUAUAAUGGACAAGCUUCAUUUUCCGAAUGGUUUAGCUCUAAGCAAAAACGGGUCGUUCGUACUCACCUGCGAAAGCGGUACAGGUACGAUCCAUAGAAUAUGGGUCAAAGGUCCUAAAGCAGGGACCAACGAGGUUUUCGCCAAGAUCCCGGGUCCCAUGGACAAUAUCCGGCGCACGCCUACGGGAGACUUUUGGGUCGCAUUGCAUUCCAAAAAAAGUUUGUUCAUACGUGUGUUUCUGAGCCACCCUUGGGUCGGAAAGUUUUUCAUGAAGACGCUUAAGGUGGAGACUGUGAUUUAUCUCAUCAACGGAGGGAAACCUCAUGGAAUUGUCGUGAAACUCUGUGGAGAGACCGGGAAGAUUCUCGAGAUACUCGAGGACAGUCAAGGGAAGACCAUGAAGUAUCUUAGUGAAGCUUAUGAGAGAGAAGAUGGAAAGUUAUGGUUCGGUUCUGUGUAUUUCCCUGCCGUUUGGGUUGUUGAUACUUCGGUUUACGAUCGCAAAUGAGUAACCAAAAAGAAACAAGUAACAUCAUCAUUAUGGUGUAAUUUGCUUGGUAGAAAUGCAUGCAUCUUCUUUUGUAUCUUGUUGUUGUUGUGUACGUGGACUUUUAUUCUGCGAAAUUUUGGUUCAUAUGAGCAGUUUAUGUGGGAUUUAUAAAUGUCUGUGUGGUUAAAACGAAAUCUGAGC